Messenger RNA from Neofelis nebulosa (Clouded leopard), 6336 nucleotides. RefSeq names its product period circadian regulator 2 (gene PER2). Bases 452 to 4294 code for a protein of 1280 amino acids. Gene Ontology annotation, cellular component: cytoplasm; nucleus. NCBI's taxonomy places the organism in Eukaryota, Metazoa, Chordata, Mammalia, Carnivora, Felidae. The record is from RefSeq and is a predicted model, not a curated record. Gene Ontology annotation, biological process: circadian regulation of gene expression; entrainment of circadian clock by photoperiod; negative regulation of transcription by RNA polymerase II. The transcript is spliced from 23 exons. Gene Ontology annotation, molecular function: transcription corepressor binding; transcription cis-regulatory region binding.
CUGGGGGUUUCUUGCCCCAGGCUGGAUUUGGAGGAGAAGAAACUGGGCUCUGUCUGAAGGCUCUAACUGGAAAUUGAGUUUUUACAUACAAAGUUCAUCACUUUUCAUAAGGUGUAUGAGUAAAACGAGGAAAGGGACUCCUCUUUUUCUCAGUGGGAGCUACGUGAUAUGCCAGUGCAGGGCUGGCACUGUGGGUGUUCACAGUUAUCUGUCAAUGUCAUCUCGGUGUGACUCACUAGGACAGAACUAACGCAGCCCAGCUUUCUGUGGGGGCUGAGGUGCUGGGCAGAGAGGGGGUGACUCAGCCACCCCUCUGGGCCUCAGUGUCCUUGUCUGCACGGAGGGGCUCAGAUGAGCCAGACUGCCAGGUCUGUCUCCACUCCUAGGCUUUUGGAUUCUGGCUCCUCUACGGCUGACUUCUCCAGGCGCUUGGGCAGGAGACAGGUGUCUGAUGCGCUCUCUCCUUCCUUCCGGUCACAUGACAUUUCCCGGUGAGCUUCACUGUGGAGCCAACAUGAACACAUACGCGGAAUACCCCCCCAGCCGCCCGGCCCAGGAGCCCGUGGAGCCGCCCCGGCCCCAUGGAGCCCCCCUCCAGGAAGACGUCGACAUGAGCAGCGGCUCCAGCGGAAAUGAAACUGAAAACUGCCCCUCGGGGCGGGGCUUGCGGGGCGGCAAGGAGCUGGGGGUGCUGGUCCGGCCGCCUGUCGCCCCCCCGGGUCCAGAUGCCUUUGGCCUCCUGAUGGCGAAGUCUGAACACAGCACGACGACAAGCGGCUGCAGCAGCGAGCAGUCUGCCAAAGCAGACACGCACAAGGAGCUGAUAAAAACCCUGAAGGAGCUCAGGGUCCACCUCCCUGGAGACAAGAAGGCCAAAGGGAAAGCCAGCACGCUGGCGACCUUGAAGUAUGCGCUGAGGAGUGUGAAGCAGGUGAAAGCCAGUGAGGAAUACUACCAGCUGCUCUUGUCGGGCGAGAGCCAGGCCUGCGGCGCCAGCCUGCCCUGCUACACCGCGGAGGACAUCGAGGGCGCCACUUCCGAGUUCAUCGUGAAGAACGCGGGUAUGUUUGCUGCAGCGGUGUCCCUGGUCACCGGGAAAAUCCUGUACGUCUCCGACCAAGUUGCCUCCAUCUUUCACUGUAAAAGAGACGUCUUCCCCGGCGCCAGGUUCGUGGAGUUCCUGGCGCCCCACGACGUCAGCGUGUUCCACGCGUCCACCACGCCUUACAAGCUCCCGCUCUGGGGCGUCUGCAGCGGAGCAGAUGCGUUUACUCAAGACUGCAUGGAGGAGAAGUCUUUCUUCUGCCGAGUCAGUGUCGGGAAGAGCCACGAGAACGAGAUCCGUUACCACCCAUUUCGCAUGACGCCUUACCUGGUCAAGGUGCGGGACCCGCAGGGCACCGAGGGCCAGCUGUGCUGCGUGCUGCUGGCGGAGAGAAUGCACUCGGGCUACGAAGCCCCUCGAAUUCCUCCUGAAAAGAGAAUUUUUACGACCACGCAUACACCAAAUUGCUUGUUCCAGGAUGUGGACGAAAGGGCGGUCCCCCUCCUGGGCUACCUACCUCAGGACCUGAUCGAGACCCCCUUGCUCGUGCGGCUUCACCCCAGCGACCGGCCUUUGAUGCUUACCAUCCACAAAAAGAUCGUGCAGUCUGGCGGACAGCCCUUCGACUCUUCUCCCAUCCGGUUCCGCGCCCGGAACGGCGAAUACGUCACCCUGGACACCAGCUGGUCCAGCUUCAUCAACCCGUGGAGCAGAAAAAUCUCCUUCAUCAUCGGGAGACACAGAGUCAGGGUGGGCCCUUUGAACGAAGACGUGUUCUCGGCUCCGUCGUGUGUGGAAGAGAAGGGCCUCCACCCCAGCGAUCAGGAGCUCACGGAGCAGAUACACCGGCUGCUGCUACAGCCCGUCCCCCACAGCGGCUCCAGCGGCUACGGGAGCCUGGGUAGCAACGGGUCCCACGAGCCCCUCAUGAGCCAGACGUCCUCCAGCGACAGCAACGGCCACAAGCACUCCCGCCAGAGGCGGACCGAAAUUUGUAAAAAUGCUAACGGCAGGGUCAAAAGCAAAAGUCCUUAUCCUGGUGACUCUGGAGAACAAAAGGAAAAACGUGCUACAGAGACACAGAGUAGUUCCUGUGCUCAGAUGAAAGCUGUCCCCGUGGAAAAGGACAGCUCGGGCGCCAGCCUGCCCCCGGGCGGCUUCCCCGAGGAGCUGGGUGGCAAGAGCCCGCCCGCUGGCUCCUACCAGCAGAUCAGCUGCCUGGACGGCGUCAUCAGGUACCUGGAGAGCUGCAGUGAGGCCGCUACCCUCAAGAGGAAGUGUGAGUUCCCAGCGAACGUGGCGACGCAGAAGGCCGGCGAUAAGCGGAAGGCGGUGGCCGGUCUCGGGCCGCAUGGCACAGAGACGGCCUCGCCCUCCGAGGUGAACAGCCACGCGGAGGUCGGCGCGCACUUAACCUCGCUGACGCUGCCCGGCAAGGCGGAGAGCGUGGUGUCCCUCGGCAGCCAGUGCAGCUACAGCAGCACCAUCGUCCACGUGGGCGACAAGAAGCCACAGCCGGAGCUAGAGCUGGUGGAAGAUGCUGUGAGCGGGCCCGAGUCCCUGGAUGGCCGGCCCUGCGGCCUGGGCGCGGAGAAGGACCCCCUCCGGACGCUGGGCCUCACCAAGGAAGUGCUGGCCGCCCACACCCAGAAGGAGGAGCAGAGCUUCCUGCUCAAGUUCAAGGAGAUGCGGAAACUCCACGUCUUCCAGUCUCGCUGCCAUUAUUACUUACAAGAAAAAUCCAAGGGGCAGCUGAGCGAAAGAACCACCCCUGGACUAAGAAAUGCCUCUGGAAUAGACUCAUCUUGGAAAAAAAACGGGAAGAACAGAAAACUGAAGUCCAAACGGGCCAAGCCUCGAGAUUCCUCCGAGAGCACCGGGUCUAGGGGGCUGGCGCCCCACCGGCCCCCACUGGUGGGCCUGAACGCCACGGCCUGGUCGCCGUCGGACACAUCCCAGUCCAGCCGCCCCUCGACGCCCUUCCCUGACUCCAUGCCAGCUUACUCCCUGCCGGUGUUUCCAGCCCCAGGACUCAUGCCCACGCCGGGGCCGGUGGCGGCCACACCCGUGGCUCCCCAUGCCAGCUUUGCGGUGCCCACCGUGCCCAUGGACACUCAGCACCCGCCGUUCACUGUCCCCUUGGCCCCCGUCAUGGCACUGGUGUUACCCAACUAUUCCUUCCCUAUGGUGACCCCCGGCCUGCCCCAGGCCUUCUUCCCAGGCCAGCCUAACUUCCUGCCCAAGAUGAUCCCUGCCUCGCAACCUGAGCUCCCUGGUCGGACCUCACCCCCCAAACAGCCGUGCACGUGUCCUCGGGCAGAGUGUGGGCCACCGGCAUCUCGUGCAGCCACCCCAGCCUCCCUGCCGUCCGCCUCUGGGCCCACGGGCAGAGCCUCCCCUCCGCUCUUCGAAUCCCGGGGCAGCUCACCUCUGCAGCUCAACCUGCUACAGCUGGAGGAGGCCCCCGAGGGCAGCGCCGUGGCCGCAACAACGGCAGGGUCUUCGGAGACCACGGGGGCAGGGCCAGACUACAAACCUGGCACGGCCUUGGACCGGCAGCCAAAGCCUUCGCCAAUUCGCGAGGAGCCCACAGACGCGCCAAACAGCGAUGCCCUCUCCACGUCCAGCGGCCUGCUUGACCUCUUGCUGCACGAAGACCUGUGCUCGGCCACCGGGUCGGCCCUGUCUGGGAGCGGGGCCUCCGAUUCCCUGGGCUCCAGCUCGCUGGGCCGCGAUACGUCUGGCAGCGGAGCAGGCAGUAGUGACACGAGCCAUACCAGCAAGUAUUUCGGGAGCGUGGAGUCUUCGGAGAAUAAUCACAAAGCAGAAGUGAAGGCGGACGUGGAAGAAAGCAAGCACUUCAUCAGGCACGUCCUCCAGGACCCCGUCUGGCUGCUGAUGGCCAACGCAGAUGACAGCAUCAUGAUGACGUACCAGAUGCCUUCCCGGAAUUUGGAGACCGUCUUGAAGGAGGACAGGGAGAAGAUGGAGCCGCUGCUGAAGUCCCAGCCCAAGUUCACGGAGGGCCAGACGCGGGAGCUGCAGGAUGCACACCCCUGGCUGCGGGAGGGCCACCUGCCCCCCGCCCUGGACGUCACCGAGUGUGUUUACUGUGAGAACAAGGAAGAAGACAGCAUCUGCGUGCCAUAUGAGGAGGACGUUCCUACUCUGGGUCUCAGCGGAGACCCAGACACCAAGGAGGAGGGAAGUGGAGCCCCCUUGAGUCACAGAAGGGAAGAACAGACCUAAGUCUGUCCUGGCCCCGCCCCCCACCCCCGGACAGCCGUGAUCUGCGCCAGGAGGUGCUCGGGAGAGAGGAGAGGUUUUCUCACCUGUUUGUCAUGAAGUGGACAGAUAUGCUUAUGUCGCUUUUUUUGUUUUAGGGGGGAAAAAACACAUAGUUUUCUGAAGGGGUGAUUUAAAACCGGAGGGUGGGAAGGGUCUGGGAGGAAAAUACAUUUUUAUAUUUAAAACAUACCUACGGAGGUUGGGGGGCCGGCGGGCAGAUUUUCAGUAUUCUCUAACUUGGGAAAGCCUGAACCCCCUCCUUGCACGUGUCGGGGAGGUUGUCCCAGGGCUCCCGGAAGUCUGUGGACUCGAGGAGGCUUCUCGCCGGUCCCUGUGGGUGUCGGGAGGCAUCAUGCAGGCUGCGACAGACAGCAGGGAGCCUCCCCAGCUUGGUGCGGGUCAGAUCAAAUUCUGGCCUCUGGGCGCUGCUUUUUAUCUAAAUUAUCAUUUAGUCAAACUAGGUGUUUUUAAAAACAUGCCAAAUGGGGAUCACAGCCUCUGCCGAUUUUCUUUCAAAGUGUUUCGCAUUAAACGGCUUGAAACCUACUCUGGCAAACCAGCAGCUUCGGCUUCAGGUCCCGUAGCGGCAAACAUUUCAGUCUGACGUAGCUUGUGUUUGGGGCGAACGGCGUGGAGAUGCUCACUCGGGACCAAAGAGGCCCAGUGGCUUGUGUGGCCGGCUCCACCAGGCUAGCACACGCUCAGAAUCUCCUGUGUAUUUCUACCGUGUUCUUGUAUCCUUUUCAGACCGUGACCAAGAGGUAGAUAAAAUAUGUGGUUGAUUACCUCCGUGGUGACUUCCUUUUGCAGACCAGGCUUUGAUCGCCACCCAGAGGACCAUUCGUGUUGGUUGGUCCUUUGUUGGGAACCUCCCAGACGGGAGCUCUGGCAAAGAGUAGCCACUGACAUCGUGAUCUGGUGACCGCGUCUGCGUUUUCCAGGGUGCCACGAGCUCACCUCUCCCACCGCGCCCUGGGCUGGGAUGCCGGCCCUCAUUCUUUUCAUGAGCCUGACCUCACUCGGGGCAGCUUCCGGUCUCUGCAGUGAGGUCCCCCGGUGUCACCAGCACUUUCAGGGCAGCGGGACAGCCGGGGAAGAGUGAGGCCUCUCUGUCUAUCUCACCAAACCUCAUGUUGCACCAUGCACCCCCAAGAUUUGGGGGGAAAGGUCGUAUAGGUCCCUGGAGUGAACGGAAAGUUACCACAGGUGAAACAAUGAACUUAAAAUUGGACUGAGUUCGUAAAGACGGAAAAGAAAGCAGGCUUCCCCUUGUUUUCUGAUGGAGAAGGGGCUCCUGGAGUCAGCCUCCCUGUAACCUGCUUGGUUUUCAGUCUUAUGAUUGGAUAUUAAUCCCGUUUUCCAUAAACUCAAAUGCAAGAAUACUGUGUUGUUUUUUUUUUUUUUAAUUUAUAAAGUAACAUCACCUUCUCAUGCCCAGAAUGAGGUAGUAGCCUGUGCGUUUGUGUGGAAAAUAGAGGUAUCAAACCCGCCUCCCGCCUCUGAAGUCCGAUCAUCAAGGGAUUAGACGCUGGUCAAGGUUACAUGAAUGUUACGUUAACAUACAGCCGUCCAGACGUUCUCCACUGCUAUGAAUGUCUACCAUCGGCAUUGUUACCGUAUGAUUCGCGCCCAUUGAUUGUUAUUAACCGCGUAGCCUCCACACGUGCUGGAAAGUUGACAAUAGGAGCAUUUUGUGAAAUUGUUUACACGAUGCCGCGCAUCGAGAUGUGUUUCCUUUAGUGUGCGUGCUUACACAGGGGUUAUAAAACUUUCUCUCGAUUUUAAACUGAGCCUCCUUUUUAAUCUGUUCCUAAACAGACAUGUAAAUAUGCUCUCCGUGUCUGUCUCACGACUUGGUAAGCCUUGCCGGACAAGUGGUUUGUCCAUGCACCCACCAAACUUUCUCCACCCAGUGCAAUAUGUUUGUUUACUGCUCGUGUCUUUUUACGACUGUUUUGCUUUUUAGAAAAUUGGUAAAUAAAGCAAGUAUAUUUUUUAUUGUU